CUUUAACACUUGCUUUCCUUAAUAAUAAACGUGAUAAACGAUUGCCACUUUUAGUUCUAUCCUCUCUAUAUAUACAUCAUCCAAUAUCUGAGGAAAAUCAUCAGAAACUAACCCUUUCUUCUAAAAACAAUUUCAAACCUUAAAUUUAUAUUUGUCACAGUUAUUCAUAUACAGAUAUGAGUUGCAACAUCUUCAACGGGAAAAUUCAAAAUCUACGGCCAGCAAUUAGCCAUACGACCGCUUAUAGAAGAACUGAAAUUGUUUGUGCUAAAACUUUGACGAGGGAUAAUCCUAACUCCGGCAAAAUUGAGGUAGUAAUACCGGCCGUGAUGAAGAACCGAGUUACGACUCACAUGCCGCAACUCGUUCCGGGAAAAUUUGGGAGAUUUGGUGGCAAAUAUGUCCCUGAGACUCUUAUUGCAUGCUUGAAUGAGCUUGAAGCUGUAUUUAACACGGUUUUACAUGACCGUGAGUUUCAGGAGGAGCUUGCGGUGGCUCUAAGAGACUAUGUAGGGAGAGAGACUCCAUUAUAUUUUGCGGAGCGGCUGACGAACCAUUACAAGAAUGAAGUCGGAGAAGGGCCUGAAAUUUACUUGAAAAGAGAAGAUCUGAACCAUUGUGGAGCUCACAAGAUGAAUAACUCAAUUGCUCAGGCCAUGAUUGCCAAACGCUUGGGCUUUAAAAAUGUAGUGGCGGCCACCGGAGCUGGCCACCAUGGUGUUGCGACGGCUGCUGCGUGUGCUAAGCUUUCUCUGAAGUGUACUGUUUUCAUGGGUACUUCAGACAUGCAAAAACAAUCCUCCAACGUACGGUUAAUGAAUCUCUUAGGAGCUGAGGUUAAACCAGUGGAAGGAAAUUUCAAAGAUGCGAGCUCGGAAGCUAUAAGACAAUGGGUGGGUAAAUUAGAGACAAGCUACUACUUGACCGGAACAGUCGUCGGACCUCACCCAUGCCCAAGCAUGGUCCGGGAGUUUCAAUCGGUCAUCGGAAAGGAAACGAGAAGACAAGCAAUGGAGAAAUGGGGUGGCAAGCCAGAUGUUCUAGUGGCAUGUGUCGGAAGUGGGUCAAAUGCAUUAGGGUUGUUCAGUGAAUUUAUUAAUGAUAAUGAUGUGAGGUUGAUCGGAGUUGAGGCCGCCGGAUUCGGCUUAGAUAGCGGAAAACACUCGGCGACUCUAGCCAUGGGUGAAGUGGGCGCAUAUCAUGGAGCUAUCACGUAUUUAUUGCAAGAUGAUCAAGGCCAAAUUGUAUGUCCCCACUCUAUUGGUGUCGGACUAGAAUAUCCAGGAGUAAGCCCGGAACUGAGUUUUCUUAAAGAAACAGGACGUGCAGAAUUUUAUUCUGCCACAGAUAAAGAAGCCGUAGAUGCAUACAAAAGGCUAUGCAGAUUAGAAGGUAUAUUUCCAGCAUUAGAGGCAUCUCAUGCAUUGGCAUUUCUGGAGAAACUUUGCCCUAAUUUACCAGAUGGCACCAAGGUUGUUGUCAGCUGCAGUGGUCGUGGAGAUAAAGAUGCCGCCACAGUCUUAAAUUACUAGUGAGAAUUAAAUGGAUGACGAGUAUUAGAUUAUAGCUAAAAUAGCUUACAUGAUAUUAACAUACUAAUAUAUGUAAUUAAAUAAUUGGUUACUAAUUAAAGUGUAGUUGGUGAUUGCAAGAUAUAUAAUACUAAUAAAAUAUAGUCUAGUUAGGGAUUGAUGUAUAAUAAAUAUCUGGAAUUUAUAAAGA
Molecule: messenger RNA, 1722 nt
Organism: Mercurialis annua (annual mercury)
Lineage: Eukaryota; Viridiplantae; Streptophyta; Magnoliopsida; Malpighiales; Euphorbiaceae
Product: tryptophan synthase beta chain 1-like
Exons: 5
Coding region: 177-1532 (451 amino acids)
Biological process (GO): L-tryptophan biosynthetic process
Cellular component (GO): cytoplasm
Molecular function (GO): tryptophan synthase activity
Source: RefSeq, a predicted model, not a curated record